Melampsora larici-populina 98AG31 is the source of this 1764-nucleotide messenger RNA. RefSeq lists its product as uncharacterized. Gene Ontology annotation, molecular function: guanyl-nucleotide exchange factor activity. Gene Ontology annotation, cellular component: plasma membrane. The coding region runs from base 66 to 1364 and encodes 432 amino acids. The transcript has 8 exons. The record is from RefSeq and is a predicted model, not a curated record. Gene Ontology annotation, biological process: positive regulation of GTPase activity; Ras protein signal transduction. Lineage: Eukaryota; Fungi; Basidiomycota; Pucciniomycetes; Pucciniales; Melampsoraceae.
AUAGAUAGGUUGAAAUUUCCUGUACUUUCAAUCUUUUCAAACUAUAACUUCAACUUUACCUCAAGAUGUCAGAACCUGAUUACGAUCCAGAAGAUUUAUCUUUCACCGAUGGUGUUAAUGAACUUCGAAGAGUUUGUGGUGGUACUUUAGAAGCUUUAGUGAUCACUCUUACUUCUCAUGAAAGGCCCGAUGUUCAUUACUUAAGAAUCUUUUUAAUGACUUAUCGUACAUUUACGACUUCAAGAGAAUUACUUGAAUUCCUUAUUCAUCGUUAUCAUAACCAACCACCUCCUGGAUUAAAAGCAGCUGAUUUGAAAAUUUGGUUUACACAAAAACAACGAGUGAUUAAGAUUCGGGUCACCAAUGUGAUCAGAACUUGGAUCGAAUCUCAUUUGUCUAACGAAGACGCUAAAUACAUCUUACCGAAAGUAAUCCAAUUUGCUGCUCGGGAUAUGGUGGAUACAACUUUAUCUAAAGGAGUGACUAUAAGUUGUGAGAAACGAAAAUUGAGAGGACAUUUACCACAUUUGAUGAUCGCCAAUCCACCUGGUGAUCCACCAAUCGUCAUCAUACCUCGAAACAAACGUUACCUCGAAGUGAUUGAUAUAGAUCCACUAGAAUUAGCCAGACAAUUAACCUUAUUAGAAUCUAAUCUGUUUCGUCAAAUAGCCGUACCGGAAUGUUUGGCAAAGGUUUGGCAAAAUAAAGAAGUGGAUAUGUCUAAUCUUACGAGAUUGAUUGAUAUGAAUAAUUCAGUCACUCAUUGGGUGGGUAAGACUAUCCUGGAUCAAAGUGAAACUAAAAAACGUGCCAAUGUUAUUAAACAUUUCAUAGCCACAGCCGAAAGAUGUCAUCAAUUAAGGAAUUUUUCAACUGUAAUUCAAAUCGUUGCUGGAUUAACCAUGACACCAGUUUUUCGUUUAAGAAGUACUUGGGAAAAGAUUUCUCAAAAGAAUUUGUCUGUUUUAAGUGAUCUUGGUACACUUAUGAGUCCAACUAAAAAUUAUAUUGCUUAUCGUGAUAUGAUGAAAACUAUUUCACCACCUUGUGUUCCAUUUAUUGGUGUAUAUCUUACAGAUCUAACGUUUAUAGGUGAUGGAAAUCCUGACAAUCUAAAAGAAAAACCUCAUCAAAUCAAUUUUGAUAAAAGACGUAAAUCAGCAGAAGUGAUGAUCGAAAUGCAAUCGAUUCAAUCAAUGCCUUAUCAUUUAAUUUCAGUUCAAUCUAUCUUAGAUUUUUUAAAAAUCUCAUUUGAAAACUUACCAAACGAAAAAGGUUUGUAUAGUAUGAGUUUAGGUAUCGAACCUAGAGAAAAAGCAGAUGAAAAGGUCGCUAAACUUUUAUCUGAGUCUGGGUUUAUUUAAUUGACUCUUUGGGUGUAAGCCGGAAGAACUUACAAGAACAUCAACACUCGGAAGUCGUGCAUACUUUCCAUCAAUUACUUCAUUAAAGCUUCUCAUUCUUCUCCACUCUCUACUGAUUUUUUUUGUUCACAUUUUCAAUUACAUGUACCACAAUUUUGUCUUCAUAUCAUAUCAUUUACUUCUGAUCUCCUUUCUGGAAUAUUUCCCUUAAUCAGAUUGUUUCACUGAUUAUACCCUCAAGGUUUUAUUAUGGUUUGCAUGUAUUUGUAUUAUGAAUCUGUUGUAUUUUUUGAUCAUCAAAUCAAGGAUUUUUUACAUAUAUAAAUUAAAGUUUGUUUCAUUUUUUUUAUUCACAAUUUUACAUAGAUAUGCAAGCCAUGAGGAAGUGAAGUUGGUGCAU